CUGAGCGAUACCAUAAUGUAAAUAGAACAUAGGAAUGCUAAUAAAGAAUGAAGUGAACAUUGCUUUCAGUUAAUAAUCAUUGUGAACACAAUAUUUAUACUCCACAUAUUGUGUUUUCUCAUGCAGUGGUCUUUAAACCAGAGAGAUAAUAGCUGUUGAUCUAAGAGUUAUUAUACUUUAAUUAGGAAUGAUUCUUCUCUAGAGCUUUUACUUGUCUUUGUUCUAAGAGCCAAAGUUGUUGAACUUUUUAGUCAAGACAGAAACCAGUUGUCAAAGUUGAGAAAGAAAAAUGGAAAGAGAAAAAUAAUGCCUUUUACUCUUAGUUCUCUUUUUUUUCUUGCAAUAUUGGUAGAGAAUAUUCAUGGAAAAUACUUAGGCUUUUUAUUUAUUUUCCUGGAAAUAUAAGACAGGUGCCUUGUUUUUUGUUACAGUAAAAUAAUAUACUCUUAUGUAGCUAUGACACUUCAUUUUGUGGCUUGUUACUGUUAAACAGUGCCAGGAUUCUGAUGGCAGUCAUGUAGGCUAAAUAGUUAUAUCUGAAAUUUUUUUAUUGCUAAAUAAUUCAUGGUCCUUCUCCUUUUUAUUUGCCCCCUUUUAGACUGACUAUUUGAGAGUUCUGAGUAGCCGUGUGAAGGCUGCUCCUGUUUUACUCAAAGUGUGGUAUUCGCAUUCUCUGAACAAAGAGAGAUUUAAUUCUCUCUCCCAGGACUUUUCCUGGGGAAGGCAGUGAGAAACCUCAGAGAAGAAGAGAAAACAAUUCUUAUCUCUACUUGCUGCUCCUGUUUGGAACAUGUGGAAUGUGUCGUGGAGAUGGUUUGCCAGAAGUGAUUUGUGAGCUGGACACCAGCGAGGGUUGUUUGGACUGAUUGGCCAAUUGGGUCAAAGCUGUGUUGUGACUGUCUGCAGAGAGUCAUGUGUUUUUCUUUAGUAGUAUUUGGUAUCUCUUUAGUGUAGUUUUAAUAUGGUAUUAGUGUAAUAUAGUACAGCUUAAUAAAGCUUAAUAAAGGAUUUGUUCAGCCUUCUGGAAUCAUGGAGUCAGAGCACAUCAUUCCCCGGAUGGGGAUCGCUCAUCUACGACACAAAGCGCGGAUUUUUACACCUUGUCGAGCUGGCAUCUCUUGCUGACGCCCAAUUCUUGCCCUUCUACAGAGGAGCUCAAGGAGAAGCUGCAGCAGUAUGUUGAUGAGGUGAAUGCCCACGAGCCAGGUUUCAUCAAGGCUGUCCGGCACAGCAGGCAGGAGGGGCUGAUCCGCUCCCGAGUCAGCGGCUGGAGAGCAGCCACAGCGCCGGUCGUCGCUCUCUUCGAUGCCCACGUGGAAUUCAACGUGGGUUGGUGUGUGCCCCUUCCAUUCUCUCACCCAGGGACCUUUGCCAAGCACUGGUGGUAAAUUACUGACUGGCAUUUAGAGGGGCUGAACCAGUGCUCACCAGGAUAAAAGAAAACAGAAAAAGAGUAAUUUCUCCAUCAUUCGAUAACAUUAAGUAUGAUAAUUUUGAAAUAGAGGAGUAUCCCCUCUCAGCACAAGGCUUUGACUGGGAGCUGUGGUGCAGGUAUCUGAACCCUCCUAAGUCCUGGUGGAAACUGGAGAACACAACUGCUCCAAUAAGAAGUCCUGCACUGCUUGGAUGCUUCAUAGUGGACAGAGAAUACUUCCAAGAGAUUGGAUUGCUGGAUGAAGGCAUGGAAGUAUAUGGAGGAGAGAAUGUGGAGCUUGGAAUCAGGAAUGUUCAUUACACGAGCAGUCAGCAGCUCCACGUGGGUGUUCUGAGCCCCACCAUCGACGACGAUGACAACAGAUGCCUGGUGGAUGUCAGCAGCAGGCCCAGGCUCAUGGAAUGCAAUUAUGCCAAAGCCAAGAGAAUGAAGCUUUACUGGCAAUUUACUCAGGGAGGUCCUAUCCAGAACCGAAAAUCCAAGCGCUGCCUGGAAUUGCAGGAGAACAAUGAAAAUGAAUUUGGAUUUCAAGUGGUCCUUCAGAAGUGCACUGGACAACGCUGGUCCAUAACAAAUGUCCUGAGAAGCUUGUCAUUAUAGCAGACUAAAUUUUGUACCCAUUUCUUUUGCUACUGUGUAGCAAGUACUGCAUUGUCGCCUGCUGUACUGUAUCCCUCCCGCUCCCCGUCCCCCCAGCUCCUUCUCUCCCCUUUUUGUCUCUGAUUUGAUUUUGUGAGUGUGUGGAAAUAGGGUUUGUGGGCUGGAAAUAAGAAGUUUUUAUUUCACCAUGAUGUUUUCACGACAUUUAUAGAGAUGCUGAAUGACAGGUGACGGGUAGGCUAUCCUAAAAUAUUUUACAACUGUAACUAUUAAGCAAAUGGAGAAUAUUUAUAUCUCAAACUUUUAUUGAAUAAAAAAGCCCAAACACUA
Agelaius phoeniceus (red-winged blackbird) is the source of this 2365-nucleotide messenger RNA. Lineage: Eukaryota; Metazoa; Chordata; Aves; Passeriformes; Icteridae. The record is from RefSeq and is a predicted model, not a curated record.